Messenger RNA from Camarhynchus parvulus, 765 nucleotides. Its product is annotated as mamu class II histocompatibility antigen, DR alpha chain-like. The record is from RefSeq and is a predicted model, not a curated record. NCBI's taxonomy places the organism in Eukaryota, Metazoa, Chordata, Aves, Passeriformes, Thraupidae. Gene Ontology annotation, molecular function: MHC class II protein complex binding. Gene Ontology annotation, cellular component: membrane; MHC class II protein complex. The transcript has 4 exons. Bases 1 to 765 code for a protein of 254 amino acids. Gene Ontology annotation, biological process: immunoglobulin production involved in immunoglobulin-mediated immune response; positive regulation of T cell activation; peptide antigen assembly with MHC class II protein complex.
AUGGACGGAGCGCGGAGCCUCCCCCGGCUGCUGCCGCUGCUGGCCCUGACCCUGCCCCCGAUUCUGGGGGUCCAAGUCCAGCACAGCAUCAUCCAGACCGAGUUCUUCCAGAAGUCCCUGGAGCCGCUGGUCGAGAGCGACGAGUUCAUGUUCGACUUCGACGGCGACGAGAUCUUCCACGUGGAGAAGGAGGAGACGAUGUGGCGGCUGCCCGAGUUCCAGGAGUUCGCCAACUUCGAGGCGCAGGGCGCGCUGCAGAACAUCGCCAUCGACAAGCAGAACCUCGAGAACUCCAUGGCCGCCUACAACAACUCCAGGAUCGCCCCCGCGCCCCCGGAGGUGGCGGUGUUCCCCAAGCACGUGGUGGAGCAGGACGAGCCCAACAUCCUCAUCUGCUCGGUGACCAAGUUCUGGCCGCCGGUGCUGGGCCUGGCGUGGUUCCGGAACGGCGCGCGCCUCACGCAGGGCGUGCUGGAGACGCCCUUCUACCCCGACCGCGACUUCUCCUUCCGCAAGUUCUCCUACCUGCCCUUCAUCCCCCAGCCCGGAGACUACUACGACUGCAAGGUGGAGCACGAGGGGCUGCCGGCGCCCAGCAAGACGCAUUGGGAACCCCAAAUCCAGGCGCCGGCGUCCGAGGCCACGGAGACGGCGAUCUGCGCCCUGGGCUUGGCCGUGGGCAUCGUGGGCAUCGCCGCCGGCACCGUCCUCAUCAUCCGCGGCAUGAAGCUCGGCCGCGCCCGCCCCGAGCGCGGCAUGCUCUGA